CUAUGUCGUAUCUGUCUUUCUUUCUCUCACACAAUGAGUUAAGACAAAACACACAAAUUUUUGUCUCUCCGGACCAAUCCAAACAGCAGUAUAUAUAUAUAGCAGCAAUUUCUUCUACAAACUGGAGCUCUGCCUUUCCAUUUCUGUGUCUUUGCUAUCCCAAAUCAGCAAAACUACUGAUUUGUGAUCCUCCCAUAUUCCUUCUCCUCUCUCACUCUUUCUGGGUUCUUCUCUGAAUAUCUACACAGAUACAGAGGAAAACAGAGGCACAGAAUCAAGUGGAACCAUGGCUGAUGCAUCAGCAACUAAUGGAGUUCCAGGGGUAGCUUUGGACGUCAAAGAUGAUCAUCAUGAAUUCAAUAAUCACAAAGAUAUGGGAUCACCUUCCACAACCAAUCUCACAAAUUCUUCUUCCUCUGGCUGCUUUGUUACCGUCCCGUUUAUGCAAAAGUUGAUUGCAGAGGUAGCCGGAACGUAUUUCUUGAUAUUUGCGGGAUGUGGGUCGGUGGUGGUGAAUAAUGCGAGGGACAACACGAUUACAUUUCCGGGGAUAUCAAUUGUGUGGGGGCUGGCGGUGAUGGUGGUGGUUUACUCCGUCGGCCACAUUUCCGGCGCGCACUUGAAUCCGGCGGUAACUAUUGCUUUUGCCACCUGCAAAAGGUUCCCUUGGAAGCAGGUGCCCGCCUAUGUACUAGCUCAAGUCAUUGGAUCCACUCUAGCAAGUGGAACUCUGAGGCUGAUUUUCAAUGGACAUCAAGACCAUUUCUCAGGAACCCUUCCAAAUGGAACUGAUCUUCAAUCGUUGGUUCUGGAAUUUAUCAUCACCUUUUACCUCAUGUUCAUCAUUUCCGGUGUUGCCACUGACAACCGAGCUAUUGGAGAACUAGCUGGUCUUGCCGUUGGAGCUACCGUUUUGCUCAAUGUGAUGUUUGCCGGGCCAAUUUCAGGAGCAUCUAUGAAUCCAGCAAGGAGUUUGGGUCCAGCAAUAGUGUCAAACAAAUACAAGUCAUUGUGGGUAUAUAUGGUAGGCCCAACUACAGGGGCCAUAGCUGGAGCCUGGGUUUAUAAUCUCAUCAGAUUUACUGACAAGCCCUUGCGUGAAAUUACAAAGAGUGGAUCAUUCCUCAGAAACUCAAGAAAAUAGUUUCCACCCCCCAACUUUCUUUUAUCUCUUUACCUUUUUGGUCCCCAUUUCUUUUCUCUGUAAAACAGAUUUCCCAUGCUGUGGUUGUAAAACAGAUUUGUAAUUUUGAUGUGGUAAAGUAAAUUUGAUGCGAUGGGUAAUUGAUCUAAUAUUGCAUGGAUUCUCUAUUAAGUACAUUUUCUCUCCCGCCAAAAAAAAAGGGUCCAAAACCGAUAGGUUUUUCAAAAUUUUCUUAUUCAAACUCCAAUCUCUCUCUAUCUCUCUCUCUUUUUGGUUUGUUGUGGAUUUUUGGUUAAUGAUCGCAUAAGAUCAUAAGGCUUCACUAUUCUCCAGUAAUAAUGUCCGAAGGCAAAAUGAAAGUGUUCAUAUGAGUAAUGAUGGCCGUUCGAUAAGCAUUUAAAUUGUCUUUAAAUUUCAUUUGAUAUGUUUUUCCAAUUAAGAAAGUAGCUUUAAAGAUACUCCUUUGGUUACAAAAUAAGUGUUGUUUUAACAAAAUGAAGAAAUUUCAAAGUGUCGUUCUCAUAUCUUAAUGCACUUUUUGUCUAAAAUUUCUGAAAUUACCCUCAAAAGAAUUAAUAUUAUUGGUGAGCAAUUGUUUUAGUGGGUUCGUUGAGGAUAUUCAAGCAAUUUUACUAUUUUAUUCAAGUCUUUCUUAAACUGUGUGUAAAUUGUAGAAUGACACUUAUUUUAGAACGAGGUUUAUUAAACUGUG
This is a messenger RNA of Oldenlandia corymbosa var. corymbosa, 1856 nucleotides long. The record is from the annotation of a GenBank genome assembly. NCBI's taxonomy places the organism in Eukaryota, Viridiplantae, Streptophyta, Magnoliopsida, Gentianales, Rubiaceae.